Messenger RNA from Seminavis robusta, 2454 nucleotides. Lineage: Eukaryota; Bacillariophyta; Bacillariophyceae; Naviculales; Naviculaceae. The record is from the annotation of a GenBank genome assembly.
AUGAACGGAGGUGAUAGCACAGGAGGUUGGGAGGAUAUGUCACAGCAGGUUGUGACAAGAUGUGAGCCCGCUGCAGUGAUGACACCGCAGUUUGCAUCUGGCAAGAAGAAACGUGCUGCUGGUAUUGGUACUUCUUUCCGCGAAGUCAAGCGACUCGCCAAAGCCCAAGAAAAAGAAGCGAAGAAGUCCGCGAAAGAAGCAGACUUUGAAGAAAAGAAAGAAGAAGUCUCGAAAAAGGUUGAUCAAAUAGUUGGGAAUUUCCAGCCAGACUACCGCAAGUGCAUUAAUUGCCAAGAUGAGAAGCAUCCACGAAACAAACAAGAUGACACUGACUACUCAGUGGCCAAAUGGCUUGUUCUGAAGGAAGGAAAGCCAGAGGAGCAGCGCUACGAUAUUGCUGACUUCAACCAUCAGCAGCUGCUCAUUUUGGCAACUAAAUGCAAGUUGAAAGGAUCUGGAAGUAUGUCAAUGUGGAAGGCAAGGGUGGACCCAAGAGAAGAAGACAAACACAUCAUGCGCAUUAUUCAGACAUGUUUCCAUCCUACGUUGGUCCAAAGAUUUGUGGAUUUAAAUGACAGGAACAAGAGGAAACAGUUUGAAGAGAACAGUGGUCGGGAUCCAGUGAAAGCCUUUAUGGUGGAAGUGUCCAACAUGUACAAUGACAGUUCGAUGAAUGAAGUUUUGUCCAAGAUUGUGAACAGCAACAGUGAAAUGCCUGACAGCGACGUCCAUCUGGUUGAAUGGGUGGAUGCUGCUGAGUUAAACCUGAAUGACUUUGAACCGCAGACUCAUCAGACCGUGCACACAAAAGUGUACGAUCUAAUGAAAGCAAGGGAGCUUGCUUUGGGUGGAAUGACAAAGUUUGGCAACCAUGCGAGUGACUUUUGGACUUAUGCCACUAACCCCGCCUACUUGAAGUGGAGAGCAAAUGGAUCUCCGCUUCCUGCCAAAGCAGUUUACUAUACGCACAUCCUGUGCAAGCAAUACCCUGGCAUCGAUGGCAAAUUUGCCGCGCAGCUUGCCACAAACAUGAAGUCUGAUUCACACGUACCAAUGACUGGUGAUGCUGGUGCCAUCAAUAGCAAUGGCAGUGGACGAAAGAGCAAUCGCGAGGUAGUGAAGAAGAUGGAUGAGGCAACCCAACAGAUCAAGGACAAUCACCACAAAGCCUUCUUGCAGCGCCAAGAGUACAUUGACUUGCAGAAAGCGGAAGCAAAGAGGAAGGCCGACACCGACAGUUGGCAUGAGUACACCCGUCUCAGCAAAGAAUUCCGCGAGUUGAAGAGAGAGAAUGAUUCGGACAAUGACACAAUGCUAUCCAAUAUGGCAGUACGCAUUCGCAACAUUGAAAAAGCCAUUGAUAUCCAUAACAGCAUCGCCCAUGGGGAGGAUAUGUCACAGCAGGUUGUGACAAGAUGUGAGCCCGCUGCAGUGAUGACACCGCAGUUUGCAUCUGGCAAGAAGAAACGUGCUGCUGGUAUUGGUACUUCUUUCCGCGAAGUCAAGCGACUCGCCAAAGCCCAAGAAAAAGAAGCGAAGAAGUCCGCGAAAGAAGCAGACUUGAAGAAGAAAGAAGAAGUCUCGAAAAAGGUUGAUCAAAUAGUUGGGAAUUUCCAGCCAGACUACCGCAAGUGCAUUAAUUGCCAAGAUGAGAAGCAUCCACGAAACAAACAAGAUGACACUGACUACUCAGUGGCCAAAUGGCUUGUUCUGAAGGAAGGAAAGCCAGAGGAGCAGCGCUACGAUAUUGCUGACUUCAACCAUCAGCAGCUGCUCAUUUUGGCAACUAAAUGCAAGUUGAAAGGAUCUGGAAGUAUGUCAAUGUGGAAGGCAAGGGUGGACCCAAGAGAAGAAGACAAACACAUCAUGCGCAUUAUUCAGACAUGUUUCCAUCCUACGUUGGUCCAAAGAUUUGUGGAUUUAAAUGACAGGAACAAGAGGAAACAGUUUGAAGAGAACAGUGGUCGGGAUCCAGUGAAAGCCUUUAUGGUGGAAGUGUCCAACAUGUACAAUGACAGUUCGAUGAAUGAAGUUUUGUCCAAGAUUGUGAACAGCAACAGUGAAAUGCCUGACAGCGACGUCCAUCUGGUUGAAUGGGUGGAUGCUGCUGAGUUAAACCUGAAUGACUUUGAACCGCAGACUCAUCAGACCGUGCACACAAAAGUGUACGAUCUAAUGAAAGCAAGGGAGCUUGCUUUGGGUGGAAUGACAAAGUUUGGCAACCAUGCGAGUGACUUUUGGACUUAUGCCACUAACCCCGCCUACUUGAAGUGGAGAGCAAAUGGAUCUCCGCUUCCUGCCAAAGCAGUUUACUAUACGCACAUCCUGUGCAAGCAAUACCCUGGCAUCGAUGGCAAAUUUGCCGCGCAGCUUGCCACAAACAUGAAGUCUGAUUCACACGUACCAAUGACUGGUGAUGCUGGUGCCAUCAAUACGAUUCCAAUGUUCCAAUGA